Metarhizium acridum CQMa 102 is the source of this 501-nucleotide messenger RNA. RefSeq lists its product as uncharacterized. The record is from RefSeq and is a predicted model, not a curated record. NCBI's taxonomy places the organism in Eukaryota, Fungi, Ascomycota, Sordariomycetes, Hypocreales, Clavicipitaceae. Gene Ontology annotation, molecular function: structural constituent of ribosome. Gene Ontology annotation, biological process: translation. Gene Ontology annotation, cellular component: mitochondrion; ribosome.
AUGCCCUCGGUUCUAAACAUCGCGCACAUGUGCUCCCACCUCCAAAAUGCAUCCAAAGCCCGCCUAGGCCUCACGUCCGUCUCCAACAACAAAUACAACCUACACCUCGCGCUCGCUCUUCACCGCUCAGGCUUCUUCUCGUCCGUUUACCGAUCCGGUCCGCAGCCCCCUACCGCAGAGCAAAUGAUUUCACAACCACCGGAGAAGGUCACAACUGCCAACGUAGCCAAGAUGAGGAUAUGGCUGGGUCUUAAGUACUGGGAUGGGAAACCGGUGUUGUCCAAGGCAACUAUGAUCAGCAAGCCCUCGAGGUUGAUGACUGCUGAUAUUAAGGAGUUGGGAAGACUGACAAGAGGAUUUCCAGCAAAAUUGAAGGGUGGUGUAGUCCCGGGUCUGAAUUUAGGAGAGUGCAUGUUCGUGGCAACAUCAAGGGGAGUCCUGGAGGCGAGGGAAGCAUUGUCAAGGAAGGCAAUGAAUGAGGGAAGAAAAAUCAAGAAUUGA